This is a messenger RNA of Cladophialophora yegresii CBS 114405, 645 nucleotides long. RefSeq lists its product as uncharacterized. The transcript has a single exon. Bases 1 to 645 code for a protein of 214 amino acids. Lineage: Eukaryota; Fungi; Ascomycota; Eurotiomycetes; Chaetothyriales; Herpotrichiellaceae. The record is from RefSeq and is a predicted model, not a curated record.
AUGGUUGAAGUCAAAAAGUACCAUCUGCCACCCACUGCUCUCAUUCCCAAUUCACCACGUCCUCUGCUCCACUACUCAGGGAUUCUCUCCACAUCAGAAAGGAUCACCACUGAAGCAUACGACUCGUUUACCAACAACGGAUGGCAAGUCCAAUGGAUCUUCCGCUACGGCCAAACCCAAGCAUCACACUACCACUCGGCAAGUCACGAGUGCAUGGCCGUGCUCUCCGGCACCGCAACGAUCCGAUUCGGCGUGGCUGACACGGUCUCUGACCUGGAAGAAAGCACCCUUGGCUCAGGCCAAGAGGGUGGCGGCGUCGAAGUCGAGGCCCGGGCAGGCGACGUCUUCAUCAUCCCAGCGGGCGUGGCGCAUAAAACGUAUGACCCCCAGCCAUCUGCAGGAUUCAAGCUCCUCACGCCAGGUGAUGGGCAUGAUAUCCCAUCGACGGACGUAAGAGCGGCUUUGGAGAAUCUCGAGCUUUCCGGCUUUACGAUGCUAGGGGCGUAUCCCGUCGGCGGACAGUGGGAUUUUGCGACCGGCAGAGAGAACGCGGGUAACUACGCACAGGUCUGGGAGGUGCCGAGACCGACGAAUGAUCCCGUGUUGGGCAAGGACAAGGAGGGUCUAGUUGGACAAUGGGAAUGA